AUGCGACCACCCACACCGAUCCCUUCCCACAGGCCCCACGACGACAAGGAAAUAACCAGUUAUCAUUAUCGGCAAGGGGCUCUCAGAGACGGUAUGGCUCGAGCCAUGCUGCGCCUCGAACGACAACCCAACAAGGGUCCCUAUCUCGUCGCUACCGGCGUACCACCCCAAGUCUCCGACGAAUGGUCCAGCGAUGACUCCGCCUACCAUCUGCUCUACGACCACGACUCCCACUCAGUCUUCACAUUCCAAGAUCCUUCCCCGCAGCACGACGCAGCCGUCGAGCAAUUCAAGGCUGCCUUCCAGAAAGGCUUCAUAGACCUUCUGAAAGAGCCCGAUGCGAAAAUCCGCAUAAUCAACCCGCCUCUUCGGAAACCCCGCCUGGUUCCCUGCCUCGUCUUCGAAUGCGCGUACAUGAACGAAGACGAGGCUACCUUGGUUUCCGAGGUCCUUGGAUGGGCCGAUCGCCAGUUUUCUGUGGGUUUGAAGAUUCGGAACGUGGCGGCUCGACUGACAUUCUAUACUGCUGAUAAAUGUGGGAGGGUCGUUACGCGAUACACUCUUCCUCAUGAUGCUGUGGAUCCUCGCUCCGCCGCUGUGAACCCUUCUACAGUGAGUCUGGACGACAUGGAACGAGUGUUCAAAACCGACGAUACGCCGCUGGACAGUUUUGAGAAUGUACCAGACCCGGUGGGCAAACUCGAAAAGUGCUACAAAAUGCUUGGGCUGUCUUCGAAGCUGUCAAAGGAUAUCAGUAUUUUUGAACGAUUCAGGGCGCAGCGGGAAGAAGGUCAAGAGUGCGAAAGCGAUGAUGAAGGAGAAGAUGAUGCGUUGUAUGGCGAUAACCCUCCGCCGUCGCCUCUUGCUCCCGAUGAUCAACUCCUCGUAGACGUAUUUUUGAUUCGAACGCAUGUAUCCUAUGCUAUCGAAGAUUCGGUGCUGUAUACAGAGCAGCUUAGAGAGAGCGUUGAGGCGAUGGGGAAGGGAAGGGUUUAG
Messenger RNA from Desarmillaria tabescens, 996 nucleotides. RefSeq lists its product as uncharacterized. The transcript is spliced from 5 exons. Lineage: Eukaryota; Fungi; Basidiomycota; Agaricomycetes; Agaricales; Physalacriaceae. The record is from RefSeq and is a predicted model, not a curated record. The coding region runs from base 1 to 996 and encodes 331 amino acids.